GCUGAGGGGGCAGCGGCGGCCAGGAGAGGUCUGCCGCGCCCUGGGGUCACUCCCUGGCUGGGGAUCGAACUCGCAGUGGUUGUGCAUAACUUCAUGGGCAGUGGCUGUGUACUUCAACCCCUUGCGCCCACAGGGAGGACCGACAGCCUCCUUUUCUCACCCCCAAAGGGCUGGUUCUCCGUGUUAGGGGCAGAAGUCAGCAUGGUAGAGUCACCCUGGGAGAUUAUGUGCUCAAAUGGCCCAAGCUCUGCUGCCCAGCUGCUCCUCUCCCUUCAGAUUCAACCACGCCCUGGAUCAGUGCCUGGACGUGAAAGUGUUUCCUGGUGGUAACUGUUCUUCCUUCCCCCAUGACCUUGCUGGCCUCCGCCUAAAUGUCCACCCCACCCAUCCACCCCAGCGGGCACUGGGAGGUGACAGGGCUAAUUAGGGCCAGUCAGAUUUCUAGGGAAUGGCAAGACACACACCCACUCUUUUCUUGAGCUACGGGCAGACAUCACUAAUACUCUGAAGAGGAUUCAGAGACAGAGGCAGCUCGUGGGCUCUGAGGGGAAAAUGCCAUACGGACUAGAGUCCAGUAAAGAAUGUAAGCUGGGCACCCAGCCAGGUGGAUUAAAUACUUAGAACUCUGGCCCCUGCCUGCCUGAUAACUCCUUGGUGCAAUCAAAUUUGCCAGGGCCACUGGCUUAAUAAGAUGAUAAUGCAUCUGGGCACAUGGAAACCCCCCCCCCCCAUAAAUGCACACAAGAGGCUGGCUCUGACCCAAACUUGCCAUGUGACCUUGAGUCAGUCACUUCCCCCUGUGGGUCUUUGUUGAAAGAUUCAGGAUUCUCUAACUCUCUUGCAAAGGCCUUCAUUUUUCAUUCAAUAAAGCUUUCUGGCUGUGGGCAGACUGACGAGGGACCCGCAUUUCCUAUCUUACAUAAAACACACAAGAACAAGCUGUCUAGAAGUUCCUGUUUCAUCUCUCUACAAGGAAUAAGAACUUACACUGAAUGGCUUCUAUUGUUUCCUCGAUCUUUUACAGUUGUCUGACUGUUACCUGAUCCGAAGCCAUGUUGUAUGAAAGUUCCUUUAUCGAAUCUUUCUAAAGAAUUCAAUGCCGGUUUUCUAAUGACAGAUCUCUUGUUCAUCCACGUGGGGUCCGUUUAUACAGUUAGUGCAAAGUAGGUAUAAAUGUGGGAACAAAUGGAAUCGUUGAUAGACAUACAUUUGAACUGGAGAGCAAGUGAGUAUCCCAUAGACAGUCCAGCCCUUCAGGGUUCAGUUCUGCCUAAGUCACCUUGCACAGACGGAGUGGGAGAUGCCCCAGCUCCUUCAAUGAGUUGGUUAGCUGGCUAGCAGGAGGGUGGUUAAAAGACACAGCUGAUGGGCAUGUAGACACAACUUCAUCCACCAACAGAACACACUUCUUCUCAAGUUCCCAUGUCAUAGUCAAGAUAGAUCACAUUGGGCCAGAUAACAGACCUCAACAAAUUCCAAAGACUCAAUAGUGUCCCAAUGUAUGCUCCAUCGCAAUGGAAUUAAAUAAGGAAUCAGUACGCGGAAGAUGUCAGGAGAAUAAAUAACACACUUCUAACUAACCCAAGGAAAUCUCAAGAGAAAUUUUUAAAUAUCUUACAAGAAAGGAUAAAUCAACCUAUUUUAAUAGGAAGCCAUGCCAGUGACACCUGCCUGGGUGGGAGUUUCUAGCAAUAUGUGAGAGAAGAAGAAUGAUCUAAUCAGAGAAGAAUGAGUAGGUGGAGCAAGGCUAUUCUAGAACUGUGAAAGUAUUUGCAUGAUUUUUCCACAAUGUCCCCUUCACAAACCUAUGGAACGUGCAGCCCUUCAACGAGGUAACUACAGACUUUAGCUAUAAGGACGUAUCAAUGCCCGUUGUAACACAUGUCCCAUACUAAGCAUAAGGGAAACUGCGGAUGGAAGGAGAGGGUCGGGUGGAAACUCUUGUUUUUCUGGAAAGCUAAAAUUGCUGUAAGAAAUAAAGUCUGUUAACCAGAAGGGCAAACUGUGGCAUGACACCAGUGAACAAGAGCUGGGUGUGUGUAUGCCAUGUUCACCUAGAAGAACGCCUGAAAUCUACCAUCAGGGUGUUUACAGGGGUCGUCUGUGUUUCGGAGUCCUGGGACCCUUGCCUCCUGGUCUUCUUUUUCCAUUUGCAAUAUACUCUGACAGUCUUCAGUGGCUACAGAGCAGAUUUGGCAACAACAACAAAGAACAAAGUAAAAGGUCUCUAAUUAUGUUUUCUUUUCGGUGCAGUACUAAACAGGGGUCAAAAAACUAUUUCCAGAACACAUCCUGAAGAAAGGGCUGAUGUUCUAGGUGGAGGUUAAAGCACUGCCUAAGUUUCGAAACAGAACGAAAGUUCUUGAAGGGCAGCUCUAGGAAUCGAGGAGUGGAUGGGUUGCAUAACUGCCAGGCUCCUCCCUUCAGGGGAAAUAAAACUGAAAGCCACCCAGCGCGAGGAAGUAAAGAUAUAAGAGCCUGUGGGACGCAGAUAUAAGAGCCUGUGGGACGCAGAUAUAAGAGCCUGUGGGACGCAGAUAUAAGAGCCUGUGGGACGCAGGAGCCAGGUCCGUAGUCGCUGGCUUUGCUGUGCCUCUCUGGUGACACAAUGGAGCUGACAGGCAUCCCGGCCAAAUCUCUGGACAAAUUCAUAGAAGACUAUCUCCUGCCAGACACACCUUUCCGCCAGCAUGUCAGGCAAGCCAUCCACAUCAUCAGCGGUUUCCUGAAGGAGAGAUGCUUCCGAAACUCCCAGCAAGGUGUGCGGGUGUCAAAAGUGGUGAAGGGUGGCUCCUCCGGCAAAGGCACAACCCUCAAAGGUCGAUCUGACGCUGACCUCGUCGUCUUCCUCAGUCCCCUCACAAGUUUUGAGAAGCAGCUUGAGUUCCGAGGAGAAUACAUAAAGGAGAUCAGGAGACAGCUGGAAGCCUGUCAAAGAGAGAAAUACUUUGAGUUUAGAGUGAAGUUUGACAUCCAGAAUUCGACUCACGAGCGGCCCCGUGCCCUCAGCUUCACCCUCAGGUCCCAGUUUUGGCCUCAGGAGGGCGUGGAGUUCGAUGUCUUGCCUGCCUUCGACGCUCUGGGUCAGUGGUCUGAAGGCUGCAGACCGGACCCUGCUAUCUAUGUGAAGCUCAUCCGAGAGUGCGAAAAUCUAAGGAGAGAGGGUGAGUUCUCCCCCUGCUUCACGGAGCUGCAGAAAGCCUUUCUGAAGCAGCGUCCCGCCAAGGUGAAGAGCCUCAUCCGCCUGGUGAAGCACUGGUACCAACAGUGCAAGGAGAAGCUUGGGAAGCAGCUGCCGCCUCAGUACGCCCUCGAACUCCUGACUGUCUACGCGUGGGAGCGUGGAGGCGAGAGAACAGAGUUCAUCACUGCUCAGGGAUUUCGGACCGUCUUGGAGUUAGUCCUCAAGUACCAACAGCUUUGCAUCUACUGGACGAAGUAUUAUGACUUUGAAAACUCUGUCAUUGACCAGUACCUGAAGAAGCAGCUCAAGAGAAACAGGCCCGUGAUUCUGGACCCAGCUGACCCAACAGGAAACGUGGCGGGUGACUGCUAUGGCUGGCAGCGGCUGGCAGAGGAGGCGAGCGCCUGGCUGAGCUACCCGUGCCUCAGGAACUGGGACGGCUCUGCCGUCCGCCCCUGGAACGUGCUGCCGGCGGUACACAACUGUUAGGCCUGGACAGCGGGUCGCCCGGCUGACAGCAGAUGCCAACUCCGGAGUUACGAACAGCACUCUGAAGUCUCCCCGCGCCUCAGCCCACACCGGGGUGCAUGCACUCCGUGGGGGCACACUCCCCAAGAAAAUGACACGUGGCGGCUUCUUAAAAGAAACUGCCGGAGCCCCCUGGACUGGCCCCCCACUUCCGGCAGGUGGGGGGCAUCUUUAUUCUGAAAGCACAGAGCAAACCCCUGGGGCCAGCGGUGAGUUGGUGUCAGACCCAGGGCCGGAAUCCAGGCAUGACCCCCCCCGCCGCCACCUCUCCUUUAAUAAGCCUCUCCCUGAACCCCGCAAGCGCCCCCACUCCCAUCUAACCUCUGAGCGACGAGGGAGAGAAAUGAGUGGGACUCCAAAUCCUGACUUUCUUCUGCAUACCUGGUGGGAAGGUUGUGGUGCAGCUUAUUAUCAAAAACAAUAAAAAUAACAACAAAUACAACUUGCGAAGUAUUUACGAAUUCAAAGCAGAUAGCCAGGGAGUAUCUCUGUUUAUAUUGUGCAGGUGUCUGUGUGCAUUCGCGGAGUGACAGGUACUUGUUGAACACUUAUUCUGUGCCCAGCAUUGCUCUGGGCCCUGGGAGCGCAGCAUGAACAAAGCAGACCAAAGUCCUUGCCUGGGUCAAGGACCAGAGGCACUCUGGAGGGGAGGCGGAGGGAGGCUGGCCGGGACGGGGUGGGAGAGCACAGGGGUCCCUGGCGGUGAUGCACAGGGGAAUCGAGGGUGGGAACUGCACGGGGAAAGCAUACAGGUACAAAGCGAAGAAUGAUGUAAUGAAUAUAUUAAAAAAUAAAAUUG
Molecule: messenger RNA, 4511 nt
Organism: Condylura cristata (star-nosed mole)
Lineage: Eukaryota; Metazoa; Chordata; Mammalia; Eulipotyphla; Talpidae
Product: 2'-5'-oligoadenylate synthase 1
Exons: 6
Coding region: 2609-3673 (354 amino acids)
Biological process (GO): defense response to virus; regulation of ribonuclease activity; negative regulation of viral genome replication
Cellular component (GO): cytosol; nucleoplasm; membrane
Molecular function (GO): double-stranded RNA binding; 2'-5'-oligoadenylate synthetase activity
Source: RefSeq, a predicted model, not a curated record